GCGUCGGAUAUUAUUGUCCAAAAUAGAUUCUUCUGUAGUCGGGUCGUAUUAAGCUGACUCUGACUGCCGGGUUUGGCGCUACAUUUAUGUGGGCACUAACAGUGACGUCCUGUUAGAACCGGUUAGAACGGGAAUGUCAACUGACUCGAAAAUUGGCCAACCCAUUGUGUACCUUGUAGGGCUACGACACAGAAGUGUCACGGGUUUGCCUACCCUGUGGGCCACGGCCCCUUGCCGAUGAAGGAGCGGGCGAUCCUGCUGAUACUGCUGCUCUGCUGCUGUGGUGGUCGGAGCCCUGACACACGGUGCAGGGAACCUCUAGCGCUCCAGCGUGUCGGAUCCAGGUGCGUAGCGUAGCGCCUUGCGUCAGAACAGGCGGGGGCGGGGCGGGGAGCGCUGAGCCGUAUCCUCCCCGUGGACACCGACGGCCAGGAGGCCCCGCACCCCGUCCCAGUGCCGUCCAGGCGUGCGCCACCGCCACAAUGUCGUCCCGGAGCGCUCCUCCGUGGCCAGUCGGCCGGGCCGUCGCGAUGCUCGUGCUCGCAGCGACGCUCGACGUCGUCCGGAGCAGCCAGGCCCCUGUCAGCCAGGUGCCGUCCAUCGUGGUGCUCUACUCGCAGUCGACCGCCUCGCAGACGGCUCAGGCGCCGCUCGCGGUGCCCCACGGCGGCCACAGGCAGAACCUCGUGUCCGAGGCCCCGCGGGCGGCCAAGCACGGCCCCGCGGGACCCGCUGCAGGAGCCGCAGGAGCCUCGGGGCGCACCGACGCGGCCGCGGCCCCACAGGGCGCCGCCAGCGCGUCGCAGGGGGACGUCCUGCUGCGGGGGCGGUCGCCGACGCCGCGCUGCGCCCAGGGCCAGCCCUUCUGCCUCUACGACCAGGACUAUCCGCAGGAGCGCGUCCACGACAUCCUCAACACGUACCACGACGACGCCAACACGCUGUACCACGCGCUGCACCGCUACAAUCCCCAGGAGCUCAUCAACAGGGACAACGUGACGCACAACUACAGGCACCGAGGGCACUUCGCGUGCGAGUCGGAAGUGGCGUACUUGCGGCCGGGGUGGGCCCGGAACUGGAAGGACCAGUGGGUGGCCGUGGUCAACACCGACAAGUUCCCCCAGAUGGUGCGAGUGGAGACGUGCAAGUUCCUGAACCAGAAGUGCGAGUUCUUGCCGCCGUGCUACAAGUCCUCGUGCGUCCAGCGCUUCGCCGCAACCCGCCUCUUGUGCGUGGACCCGGCCAACCCCCACCAGAGGCCCAUCAUCGACGUGUUUGAGAUGCCCGUGGCCUGUUCCUGUUUCGUUGAAAACUUUCGCUUCCUGUAGCGGUGCUGUUUAUUUUUGUAUUGAAAUUGAAAAUAACACGAGAUUAGGUC
Frankliniella occidentalis (western flower thrips) is the source of this 1378-nucleotide messenger RNA. Its product is annotated as neurotrophin 1-like. The transcript is spliced from 5 exons. Gene Ontology annotation, cellular component: extracellular region. The record is from RefSeq and is a predicted model, not a curated record. Gene Ontology annotation, biological process: innate immune response; regulation of Toll signaling pathway; central nervous system formation. Gene Ontology annotation, molecular function: Toll binding; growth factor activity. The coding region runs from base 483 to 1328 and encodes 281 amino acids. NCBI's taxonomy places the organism in Eukaryota, Metazoa, Arthropoda, Insecta, Thysanoptera, Thripidae.